AGUAGCCGCAGCGCUCUCAACUCUAACGCUCUCUUCGGCCAUAACUCUCUUCAAGCUAUCUGUUUUAAACGCACCUUUUCUGCUUCCAACGUUUCUGUUUUUAUCAACGACAUCCGUCCCUGCGCCACACUCCACAGACGCACGUCUCGCGUGCCACGGCUGUUUUCCCCGCUGCUGUCCGGUUCCACGGAGCUUUUCUACGGCGACUCCCGUACCUCCUUCCUUCACCCUCCAACUGCGACCCAUGGCGCGGCUUCACUACCCGCUGCGCCGCACGAUGGUGGCUGCAGCGAUGAUGGUGCUGUGCGUGUACGCCGUUCUGGUCUCCGCCACGUACACCGAUGCGGAACAGACGAACACGCUGAAGUUCCUGCAGCUCUUUGCGGAGUCCAACCCGUCUCUUAAGAGCCAGUGGACGGGCACGGACGUCUGCACCUGGUUGUACGUGAUUUGCAAUGCCGGCGCGCCGACUGAACUGAAUUUCGGCGACGACUUGUCGCCGUACACCGAAUCGUUGGUGCUGCCUGAGCUGGAUGACGGCGUGGACGGCGCCGCCGUGAUUGUCACAAGCAUUAUUGCGAGUGGGUCUGGUCAACUGACUGCGGGCACACUGCCUGCGAGCUGGGGCCGCCUGAAACGACUAACGAAAGUGGACUUGAGCGGCAACGCACUGACAGGUCCGCUGCCUGCGGACUGGGGCGAGCUGACUCAGAUGCAGUCUCUCAGCUUGAGCCGGAACUCGCUGUCUGGCACUCUGCCUCCUCAAUGGGUCAAGAUGGCUGUCAUAGUCACUAUGCAGCUGGCUUCUAACGCUCUGACUGGCUCGAUUCCGCACGAGUGGUACAAUAUCAGUGCUAAUAUGUUGGAUCUGCGCGGAAACCACCUGUGCGGAUGCAUGCUGCCAGAGUGGGCGACCAACUCACACUUAAACCCCCGGGUCGAUCGUGAUAUGUCUGCGUCGAACUGCGCGACUGCGAACAUGUGCCCAGCUGUCAGC
Molecule: messenger RNA, 997 nt
Organism: Leptomonas pyrrhocoris
Lineage: Eukaryota; Euglenozoa; Kinetoplastea; Trypanosomatida; Trypanosomatidae
Exons: 1
Cellular component (GO): plasma membrane
Molecular function (GO): protein binding
Source: RefSeq, a predicted model, not a curated record